Messenger RNA from Symphalangus syndactylus (siamang), 2379 nucleotides. It is a transcript of the gene H1-0, whose product is annotated as H1.0 linker histone. Gene Ontology annotation, biological process: chromosome condensation; nucleosome assembly; negative regulation of DNA recombination. Gene Ontology annotation, molecular function: structural constituent of chromatin; nucleosomal DNA binding; double-stranded DNA binding. Lineage: Eukaryota; Metazoa; Chordata; Mammalia; Primates; Hylobatidae. The record is from RefSeq and is a predicted model, not a curated record. Gene Ontology annotation, cellular component: nucleosome; nucleus.
GCGGCCCAGGGCGGCGGCGGGGAGCAGGAAGGCCCGGGCCGGGGGGAAAGGUCGGAUUUGCUCGGCGGAAGAAACACAGAUGGCGGCGGCGCAGCGCCAUUCCGGGCCGGGAGCAGGCAGCCAGCAGCCCUGUCCUCACCGCGGUCCGCCCGCCGCCGCUAAAUACCCGGAUGCGCCGCCCAAGCGCCAGACGCGGAGCUGGGAAAAGGGAGGCAGAGGAGGCGGAGGCAGAGGCAGAGCCCGGUGCCGAGACCAAGCGACAGACCGGCGGGGCUGGGCCUCGCAAAGCCGGCUCGGCGAGCUCUCCCGACACCCGAGCCGGGGAGGAAAAGCAGCGACUCCUCGCUCGCAUCCUCGGGAGCCGCACUCCGGACUGGCCCGGUAGUCGGGGGCUCAGGAGCAGAUCCCGAGGCAGGUUUUGCUCAGCCUCCGACGAGGGCUGGCCCUUUGGAAGGCGCCUUCAACAGCCGGACCAGACAGGCCACCAUGACCGAGAAUUCCACGUCCGCCCCUGCGGCCAAGCCCAAGCGGGCCAAGGCCUCCAAGAAGUCCACAGACCACCCCAAGUAUUCAGACAUGAUCGUGGCUGCCAUCCAGGCCGAGAAGAACCGAGCUGGCUCCUCGCGCCAGUCCAUUCAGAAGUAUAUCAAGAGCCACUACAAGGUGGGUGAGAACGCUGACUCGCAGAUCAAGUUGUCCAUCAAGCGCCUGGUCACCACCGGUGUCCUCAAGCAGACCAAAGGGGUGGGGGCCUCGGGGUCCUUCCGGCUAGCCAAGAGCGACGAGCCCAAGAAGCCAGUGGCCUUCAAGAAGACCAAGAAGGAAGUCAAGAAGGUAGCCACGCCAAAGAAGGCAUCCAAGCCCAAGAAGGCUGCCUCCAAAGCCCCAACCAAGAAACCCAAAGCCACCCCAGUCAAGAAGGCCAAGAAGAAGCUGGCUGCCACGCCCAAGAAAGCCAAAAAACCCAAGACUGUCAAAGCCAAGCCGGUCAAGGCAUCCAAGCCCAAAAAGGCCAAACCAGUGAAACCCAAAGCAAAGUCCAGUGCCAAGAGGGCCGGCAAGAAGAAGUGACAAUGAAGUCUUUUCUUGCGGACACUCCCUCCUGUCUCCUAUUUUCUGUAAAUAAUUUUCACCUUUUUUCUCUCUUGAUGCUCACCACCACCUUUUGCCCCCUUCUGUUCUGACUUUGUAAGAGACAGGAUUUGGAUUCUUCAGAAAUUACAGAAUACAUUUUUCCUUAACCAGUUGUGCAAGGACAGCAACAACCAAUCUAAUGAUGAGAAUGUACUUAUAUUUUGUUUUGCUAUUAACCUACUUACGGGGUUAGGGAUUUGCGGGGGGGCGGGGGGGCUUGUGUGUUUUGUUGGCUUGUUUGCCAUGAAGGUAGAUGGGGGUGGGGAGAAGACACAAGGCAGUUUGUUCUGGCUAGAUGAGAAGGAACCCAGGAAUUAUGAGGUUAGCAGGAAUAUCUUUAGGGUGAGUGAGUUUUCUUUGAGUUGGGCACCUGUUGUGAGUUUCAGAACCUUUGGCCAGGAGGAGAGGUGGUAGGGAGCAGCCAGCCGGCAAAGGAAGGAGGUGGAAAAAACCGCCACCGGGCUGACUUCCACCUCCCAGUGGUGAGCAGUGGGGGCCCAAACCCAGUUUCCUUCUCAUUUCUGUUAGUUUGCCCUUUCGGCCUCUCUAUUUUCUUAGGGAAGGGGAGUGGGGUCCAAGUGACAGCUGGAUGGGAGAAGCCAUAGCUUCUCCCAGUCAGCUAGGAUGUAGCCAUUGGGGGAUCUUUGUGGCUUCAGCAAAUUCUCUUGUUAAACCGGAGUGAAAACUUUAGGGUAAGGGUGGGGAGUCAGCCAAGUGCCUCAGUGUGCCCUGUUGAAACUUGGAUUUUUCCACACAAUCGAUGGAUUGUGUUCUAGGAAGACUUUUCUUUUCCUCUGGAUUUUUUGUUCCUCCUGUACAAGAGGUGUCUUUGCUUGGUUUGGUGGGGCUGCGGCCAUUUAAAACCUCCCGAUCUUUUUUUAUUUUGAGUCCUUUAUUAUAAGUAGUUGUAGCUGGGGGAGGGGGAGGGGGAGUGGGCGGGCAGUGGAUAGUAAGACUGCAGUCGAUUUGGGAUUUGCUAAGUAGUUUUACAGAGCUUAGAUCUGUGUGCAUGUGUGUGUUUGUGUAUAUAUACAUAUCUAGGGCUAGUACUUAGUCUCACACCCGGGAGCUGGGAGAAAAAACCUGUACAGUUGUCUUUCUCUUAUUUUUAAUAAAAUAGAAAAAUCGCGCACUUGCGCGUCCCCCCCACCUCACCCUCUUUUUUAAGCAAGUGUUACUUGUGCCGGGAAAAUUUUGCUGUCUUUGUAAUUUUAAAACUUUAAAAUAAAUUGGAAAAGGGAGAAA